This is a messenger RNA of Closterium sp. NIES-65, 2061 nucleotides long. The record is from the annotation of a GenBank genome assembly. NCBI's taxonomy places the organism in Eukaryota, Viridiplantae, Streptophyta, Zygnematophyceae, Desmidiales, Closteriaceae.
AUGACGGCAGAUAGACUUUCCUUUCGAGUCGCGCUAUGCACAUGCAUGCUCCUGAUCAGCGCCGCACGCGGGCAAGGUGACGUCGAAACAGCCGCUACUACUGCCCCACCGAUACCGAAACACAGGGGCACUUCCAAGCCUGGGCCCGUCUACUAUGGCUCACCAGACCUCCUUUCCAACCCGCACAAAUCUUCCGGCUCGUCUAAAUCUGGACCGUUGAAAUCUGGGCCGUCAAAAUCCGGGUCCACGAAGCCUGGUAACCCGGUAUCCGGAGGCACCCCGACAGCGGGACCGCGAUGCGUCAAUCGCUUUCCCUCCCGCCCGCUCUGCAAGUUUGUCGACAGCCUCCGCGCGGCCGGCACGGGCGGCAAGGCUGGGACGGCCGGCACAGGCGGCACGGGCGGCAGGAUGGAGCUCGUGGACGGCACAAGCGGGAAGAUUCUCCGAAUCGGAGUGUAUCAGAUCCGGCAGAAGUUUCACCGAGAUCUGCCGCCCACGAAGCUGUACGCGUUUGGGACGAGCCGCGCGCGCGCGUCGUUUCCGGGUCCGACUAUAAUGGCGAGGAAGGGCACCAUGACUAAGUGCCCUUCCGGCAAGGAGGCCACGCACACAGCUCCUACUCCGGCCACCCCCAGGCGUGGUUCACACAGUACGGCGAGCUCGGCCCUGCCUUGUCCUCCCUUCCCCAAAUCUCCACCUUUUCCAUCCCGCCCAUGCCCCAACUCCCCUUCCCUCCCUGCAGUGCCCUUCCGGCAAGGAGGCCACGCGCACAGCUCGUAUUCCGGCCAUCCCCAGGCGUGGUUCACUCAGUACGGCGAGCUCGGCCCUGCCCUCUCCUCCCGAUCCUCCACCCGAACCUCCCGUGCCUCCCGAACCUCUCCACUUCCCUCCUCCUCCUCUUCUCCCUCUUCCGGAGGCCCUGAGGCCCCUCAAGAGCAUGCAUACUAUUCGCAAACGUACAAGUAUCUGAACCAGCACUCUGCUGCUCUGCUCUGGUAUCGGGACCGCACUCAGGGCGUGGGGAGGUUGAACCUUAUAGCGGGGAUGGCAGGCCUGUCUGACCGUACCUCAAGGUCCAUCCAGCUCUCUGCUGCCAACGCCUGUUCAUUCCACACAAACCCACCUACUCCGCUGUCUCCCCUCCUGCUCUCCCUACCUUCCAGGCCGUACCUCAAGGCCUGGCCGUACCUCAAGGUGCGUCCAGCGCUGCACAGGUUGCGCCUGCUCUCUGCUGCCAACGCUCGUUUCUUCAACCUCUCCUUUGUCUGCGCCGAUCGCCGCGACUACCCCAACUUCUACCCUCCUUUAAAAGGGAGCAAAGUGAAAUUUGCCCAGAUAAGCAGUGAUGCAGGUUAUCUCGUCCGCCCAUCCUACGUCCGCUCCCUGCUACUUGCACCAGGCGAGCGAAAGGACAUUCUCGUGGACUUCUCCUCGCUGCCCUCCGUCUGCCGGGACGUGAUUGUAACGAAUUCGGCUCCCUCGCCCUUCCCUAACGGCACGCCUCCGGGCAGUCACACGGGGGUGGUGAUGCGGAUUGUGAUCACCCAGACGAAGAAAAUCGCCAGCCCAAAAAUACCCGAGAAAAUAUCGAACCCCCUUCCCCCAAUCAACCUGAACCAGGCAGCGCAGCACCGGUGGAAGAUGCUUGUCUCAGUUAAAGACGCGCAAGCUGACGCCCCUCUGCGCAUGCUGAUCGACAACAUGGGCUUUAAGGACGCGGCCACUGAAGCUCCCAGAGUGGGGACAUACGAAAUAUGGCACAUAGUCAACCUCUCACCCAUCGCCCACCCCAUCCACAUUCCCCUCGCACUCCACCGCCCCAUCUCCCGCCGUCGAUUCGACGCAGAGGCCUUUUUGGACGGGUUCUGUGCGUUUGAUCGGGCGAUGGGGUGGGCCAGCUACAGUAGAUCUGCCAGCAUGGCAGCAGCAGCAGGAGGAGGAGUGAAGGGAGGGUUUGGGUUUGAUGCGACGAGGGGGCCUGGAUACGCAUGGCAUAGUGGAAUUGCCGAGCUGAUGGACAAUGAGGCUAUGAGGCCAGUCGUGGUGCGCGCAGGCAAGUGA